Syngnathus acus (greater pipefish) is the source of this 4649-nucleotide messenger RNA. RefSeq names its product receptor tyrosine kinase-like orphan receptor 1 (gene ror1). The record is from RefSeq and is a predicted model, not a curated record. Gene Ontology annotation, biological process: positive regulation of kinase activity; positive regulation of canonical NF-kappaB signal transduction; cell surface receptor protein tyrosine kinase signaling pathway. Gene Ontology annotation, cellular component: signaling receptor complex. Bases 240 to 3104 code for a protein of 954 amino acids. NCBI's taxonomy places the organism in Eukaryota, Metazoa, Chordata, Actinopteri, Syngnathiformes, Syngnathidae. The transcript is spliced from 12 exons. Gene Ontology annotation, molecular function: protein binding; protein kinase activity; ATP binding.
AUUGGGCAGACUGCAAAGGGGACAAAGUGAGCAGAGCAGAGCAGAGCAGAGCAGAGCUUCGCCAGGAGACAGCAAGACCGACCGCUGAGGCGCAACUCUGUCGCAGACGCUCACCCAGUCAGUCACUUGGAGGUUGCACGCUGAGGAAGUUAACUUGAACAUUUCUGCUCUUCUCGAUCUCCAACUUGUGACUGGUGGAUGUUUGCAGCUGGCCAAGGUGCAAAGGCAGAGUCGAAGGAAUGUACCCAAGUCGGAGCGCGGCGAGCGGCGGCGGCGGCGGCUGUCAUCCAGGCUGGAUGGUCGUGCUGCUCCUUGGCUUCCUGGACCUCGGCGCGUCCGCGUCUGACUUUGCCCAAGACCCCAGUGUGGUAGCAGUCCCUUCAUGGAACGCUUCUAGUGAUGGGCUUUCAUUUAUCCGCCUUGAGACCCCUAUGAACAACAUCACCACUUCUCUGGGCCAAACGGCCGAGCUGUUCUGUCGCGUAUCCGGCAACCCGCCACCGACGGUGCGCUGGCUUAAGAACGACGCGCCCGUGGUACAGGAGCCACGGCGCGUGUCGUACCGCUCCACACCGUACGGAUCCCGUCUUCGCAUCCGCAAUCUGGACACCACAGACACUGGCUACUUCCAAUGUGUUGCUACCAAUGCCCAGGGCACAGUGUCAACCACCGGCGUGCUCUUUGUCAAGUUCGAUCCGCUGCCUACGCCUCUACCGGGACGGCCAACGGAUGAUUUUGACGAGGAGGGCUUCUGCCAGCCAUACAGAGGCAUCGCCUGCGCCCGCUUCAUCGGGAACCGCAGCAUCUUUGUCGACUCGUUGCAGAUGCAGGGCGAGAUCGAGACCCAGAUAACAGCGGCCUUCACCAUGAUCGGAACGUCCAACCAUCUCUCGGAUCGCUGCUCUCAGUUUGCCAUCCCGUCCCUCUGCCACUUUGCCUUCCCGACGUGUGACCGCAGCUCGGGGGCCGACAAACCUCGGGACCUGUGCAAGGACGAGUGUGAAAUCCUGGAGAAUGACUUGUGCAAAACCGAGUACAUCAUCGCCCGCUCCAACCCCAUCAUACUGAAAAGACUGAAGCUGCCAAACUGUGACGAUCUGGCAGCCUCGGACAGUCUGGAGGCAGCCAACUGUCUGAGGAUCGGCAUCCCCAUGGCGGAGCCCAUUAACAAAAAUCACAAGUGUUACAACAGCAGCGGCUCCGAAUACCGCGGCACCAUCAGUAUGACCAAGUCGGGCCGUCAGUGUCAACCGUGGAACUCCCAGUAUCCUCACAGCCACAACUUCAUGGCCGUCCGCUUCCCGGAGCUCAACGGGGGUCAUUCGUACUGCCGCAACCCGGGAAACAAACACGAGGCCCCCUGGUGCUUCACGCUGGACGAGGGCGUCCGCAUGGAGCUCUGUGACAUCCCCAUCUGUGACCACAAGGAGAAGUCUGGUGGUGGCAACAUGGAGAUCUUGUACAUUCUGGUUCCGAGCGUGGCCAUCCCGCUGGCCAUUGCCUUGCUCUUCUUCUUCAUUUGUGCGUGCCGCAACAACCAGAAGUCGGCCAGGCCGCCUGCCCCUCGCCAGCCGAAACCGGUGCGUGGGCAGAACGUGGAGAUGUCCAUGCUCACGACAGCAUACAAGCCAAAGAGUAAGGCCAAAGAGCUUCCCCUGUCAGCGGUCCGUUUCAUGGAAGAACUUGGAGAGUGCCCACUGGGGAAGAUAUACAAGGGUCACCUGUACUUGCCGGGCAUGGACCAAGCACAACUGGUUGCCAUCAAGACCUUGAAGGACGUCUCCAGCGUCCAGCAGUGGAGUGACUUUCAGCAGGAGGCGGCCGUGCUGACGGAGCUGCAGCACCCAAACGUGGUGUGCCUGCUGGGUGUGGUGACACAGGAGCAGCACGUCUGCUUGCUCUUUGAGUUCCUCCCUCAAGGCGACCUUCACGAGUUCCUCAUUAUGCGUUCGCCACAUUCCGACGUGGGCUGCAGCAGCGACGAGGACGGAACCGUCAAAUCCAGCCUGGAUCACGGCGACUUCCUGCAUGUGGCCAUACAGGUUGCUGCUGGGAUGGAGUACUUGGCCAGUCACUUUUACAUCCAUAAAGACAUUGCAGCGCGCAACAUUCUAGUCGGCGAGCAGCUCCACGUGAAGAUAUCUGACCUGGGCCUGUCCCGAGCGAUCUACUCGUCAGACUACUACUGCAUCCAUCCCAAAACGCUUUUUCCUAUCCGCUGGAUGCCCCCGGAGGCCAUCGCCUACGGAAAGUUCACCACAGACUCGGACAUCUGGUCCUUUGGGGUGGUGCUGUGGGAGGUCUUCAGUUACGGCCUGCAGCCUUAUUAUGGCUUCUCCAACCAGGAAGUGAUGGAGAUGGUUCGAAAAAGGCAGCUGCUGCCCUGUCCUGAAGACUGUCCGCCGAGAUUCUACGGUUUGAUGAGCGAGUGCUGGCAGGAGGGACCAGCGCGAAGACCUCGCUUCAAGGACAUCCACAACCGCCUCCGAGCCUGGGAGGGCCCGUCGUCUCACGCCAGCUCCAGCACGCCCUCUGGCGGCGGAGGCAACGCCACCACCCAGACCACCUCGCUGAGCGCCAGUCCCGUCAGCAAUCUGAGCAACCCUCGCUACGCCGCCGCCGCCGCCGGUUAUCUCUACCCGGCCCAGGCGAUCCCCUCGCCGGGCCAGAUGGCUCAAAUGCCAGCGUGGGCAUCCAUGGCCAUGCCUCAAACGCACCCGCGCUUUAUUCCCGUCAACGGCUACCCCAUUCCGCCAGGUUACGCGGCUUUCCCCGCUCAUUUCCCUCCCCCGGCGCCCCCCCCGCGGGUCAUCCAGCAUCACAUGCCGCCGCCUAAAAGCCGUUCGCCCAGCAGCGCCAGCGGCUCCACCAGCACGGGUCACGUCAGCGGCGGUCCCUCCACCACGGGCUCCAACCACGAGGCCAACACACCGCUGCUGUCACACUGUAUCAUGCCGGGAAACGGCGGAGGCCCGGUCCAAGUGUACGGACAGCUAUCUCAGAAGACCAUGGGACAGCUGGACCACAUGCAAACAUCAGCGCUGCUCGCACCUGACUCGGACGCACUGAUGUACAAUGACGCUGUCAUCACUGCAGACCUGUAGAUUUAAAGAAAAAAAAAAAACGCAAUUGCUCACUGUCUCCCACUUGUGGCUGGCUUGAGAAACGACGUUGCUUCUCAUCCAGCUACCCAGGCAAAGACUUAAAUGCAUGAAGACUGGCCUGUGGCAACAUUUGGGUCUGCAACAACCAGCCACCAUCCAUCCAUCCAUCCAUCCAUCCAUUUGUCUUUGGGUAACCCGGAACCGGCGCCGGCUUGACUUUGAGCGAGAGGCGGCGUCCACCCCGGCCGGCCAGACUGGUUGCCAGCCAAUCACACGACAUUUAAACAAGUGUACUUUAUAUCAUACUGUUUCAAAUGUUGCCUUGUGUAUAAAUACACUGCGCAAGUCCUGAGUGAAUGAGCGGAUGAAAUGCAAAGUUCUAUUUUCAAGACAUGAAGACCAUCCAUCCAAGUGUAAGUGGAAUAUUGCAGUCCAAAUUGGGCCAGUUACGCUAAAACCCAAAAGCAUGCGACAGGUGGAAUUCAAUCCACCAAAGGUUCUCUCACGUUUGGUUUUGUGCAUUAAUCAGGCAGCUAAGCGCAUCUUUGCCAUGUUGACACGCGGCACGACACCUGAAUGUCACUUGCAAAUACACCUUUUCUACUUUCUGCCUUAGUUUCUGCAAAUAUGACAGGAAGUGCCUCAACGCCGCCAUUCUUUUCCCCAUCUCACAAGAGUGAGUUUUGUACAUUUGAUUUCCGAUUGGUUAUUAUUUUUGAAUAUUUGAAUUUUGAAGGAAACUCUCCUUGUUUUGUUACUGCCACAUGAAAGACGUGGCGAGUCGUGCUACCUUUUUAGGAGGAAUUAUAUGAUAUGCAUGGAUUUUAGUGGCCUCUACCAGAAGAAUGUUACAAUAUUGAAUUAGACUGAAGAAGAAAAACAAUGGAUGGCCUUUAAAAGGAUUCAUGUUUGCGCUGGUGGAGAAAAGACGUCACAAGUGUACUUACUGUUUGAACAUUGUCAUUUUUGUCUUUAGCAGUAUCUGAUGAUCAGUUGGAAGCACGUGAAUCCCACAAGCCUUAUUUGAACGUGUUCCAGAGCUCUACUACCUAUGAAAGCGACAAUCACUGCCUCGUGUUCUCACCAUUUUUCUCUCUGCGCACAUUGAGACCAUUUGCUAAUAUUCUUUGUUUUGGAACAAUCCACUGUUUGUAGAACAGCGGAACUUGAUGAUGACAUAUUUGGCAUUUUCAUCUUCAGGCCAAAAAUAAUUCAACAAUUUCUUUUCCAGGCAAUGUUUCCAGGCUCAGUCAUAUUUGUCAAGAAUUUGGCCUCUUUGUGAUGUAGCAAUGCAAAUACCACUUGUAUGCAAGACUGUGAAUUUUAAUCAAAUCAAAGUCCUUUUUGUUGGAUAGAACUAUUGUCAUUUUGUGUUUUUUGAACAAACCAUAAAAGUCCAUUUUGAGCGUUUGAAUUCAUCAUGGGGUGCCAAUUUGAGCAAGUUUACAUGUUUGUACCGUUUGACCAACAGGGCAAUUGUUUGUAUGAAUAUUUUUGCACAGGUGUUUUUGUAUUGCAGUCAUUUAUUAAAUGAUGUUUGCUUUA